CUUUCGAUCAACUUCCAGAAGAGAAAAAAUCCAAAAACCAUUCGGCAGGUUCUUCGCUGCUGGUGAUUUUUUCUGGUUGAAAUCACUAGAGCCUCCAACUUCCGUCGGUCCAGAAGCAAUCUCAUAACUUCCAAUAUCUCACCAAACAGUACAUCACAAUGAAGACCGCUAUUUUCGCCUCCCUCAUCGCCUCGGCCGCCGCCUUUGCCCCUGCCAACAAGGCUGCCUCCUCCUCUGCCGUCAAGGCUUUCGAGAAUGAGCUCGGUGCCCAGCCUCCACUCGGAUUCUUCGAUCCUCUCAACCUUGUUGCCGAUGGUGAUGAAGAAAAGUUCGCCCGUCUCCGAUACGUCGAACUCAAGCACGGACGUAUCUCCAUGCUUGCAGUUGCCGGAUACCUCAUUGCAGAGGCCGGAAUCCGUCUUCCCGGAAACGUCAACUACUCUGGACUUGGAUUCUCUGAUGUUCGCAACGGAUUCGCCGCCUUCAACGAUCUUGGCGGAGCCGGUAUUGGCCAAAUUGUUGCCUUCGUUGGACUUUUGGAACUUGCCGUCAUGAAGGAUGUCACCGGAGAAGCUGAAUUCCCUGGUGAUUUCCGUAACGGAGCCAUCGACUACGGAUGGGACACCUUCUCCGAAGAGACCAAGUUGCAGAAGCGUGGAAUCGAAUUGAACAACGGACGUGCCGCCAUGAUGGGAAUCUUGGCCCUUAUGGUUCACGAACAAUUGGGAGUCUCUCUCAUCCCUAGUGUCUAAGCAAGAGGGUUCGGAAGUGCUCCUUACCUCACAUCUCGACACAUAGAAGCUAGAAUUUUUGGUGGAUUAUCAACUAUUAUUUAGAUUCAAUAUUUUCUCCCAAAGAAACUUUUGUGGUUGCUAUUGAUUUGAUCUACAUGCAGCCAGAGCUAAAAUCGAAACUUGGUUCUUUUGAUGCGGCGGAAUUGCACUAAAUAGUUUUCGUAAUU
Molecule: messenger RNA, 961 nt
Organism: Pseudo-nitzschia multistriata
Lineage: Eukaryota; Bacillariophyta; Bacillariophyceae; Bacillariales; Bacillariaceae
Source: the annotation of a GenBank genome assembly